UGCUGGGGCAGAUGGAUGGGCUGUGGUAGGAUGAGCCCUGCCGUGCUCCUGCUGCUCUCCCUGGCCAGCUGCUCCCUGCUCCAGGGGACGCUACUGAGGCCACGGCGCGUCAGGCUGGAGGCACAGAACUUCCACGUCUUGCUGCGCUGGGAGCCAGACCCCAGUUCACCCAGCUCUGCCACCUAUGAGGUGGAGUGGAGGAACAGGCAGGAUGGCAGUGGCUGGGCAGCCCUCCCUUUGGGCUGGGAGGAUGCUGAAAAGAAGCAAUCCCUGUGCUUUCUCCCUGGGCAGAACCUCAAACUGGACCAAGGCAGGUGCCUAUGGGGGGAACAGCAGAAACUCCUGUGUGUGUGAGCUGUAUUUUGACAGGAUUCAUGAUAUCUACUGGGCACGGGUGAGAGUGGUGGCCGGAGGUGAGCAGUCCGAGUGGGCCAUUUCCAGCGAGCUGCAGCUGUACAGAGACACAAUUGUUGGCCCUCCCAAGCUGUCUUGGCUGCUCCAGGACCAAAUCCUCAGCAUAAACAUCAUCACACCACCCACUCCCUACCAGAGAAGGACUGGUUCCUACAAGCCAGUCAACCGAGUGCUGCUGAAGCUGUGGUACUGGCUGCAUCUGUACGAGGGGGACCUGCUUGUCCAGGAGGUGCCCUGCAAACAGAGCAGCGAGGAAGUGCCUUGCACCUUUGGGCACCUGAAGCCCAGCACACAGUACUGUGUCCGGACGAUGGCUGCAGACAUUGCCAGGGAGCGGAGCCGGGAGGCUGAGCAGUGCCUGGUGACUCCAGCAGCCCCUUCAGGCUUUCCAUGGGUCCUUGCUGUGCUGAGUGCCUUCUUCCUGCUGCUGCCGCUAAGUGUGGCUGGGAUCUGCUUCAUGCUGCUGCAUGUCUUUCCCAAUCCUCCGGAGAUGUGCCUCCCAAAAGCACUGACUCUCCAGAACAGCAAGCUGAGUGUGGCCAUGCAGGUGCCUCCACUCCAGCUUGAGGAGGACCCACUGGCCCUGCUCCUGCAGACUGUGCUCCCCUCCCACGGGCCAUCCACAGCUGUGCAGGCAUCAGCCAUGGUCCCACGGCUCCUGCAAGGCCUUGUCCAGGAUGUGAGUGGCUACUGUGCCAAUGGGUUUGGCCCAAACUGCACUGAGGGAAGGGACCCAUCCUGCACCCACAGUCAGCUGGGGCAUGCCUUAGGUUCUCAGGUCCCCUCACAGCUGGAGAAGGAUGAGGAGGCAGGUGAUGGGGAUGAUUUGCCAGAGCAGCUGGUGCUAAUGGAACUGUCUGGACACAGCUACAUAGGUGACAGGGACAGCCAGAUACCUAAAAUAUGGCUCCCCCUGCACCUCCAGCUUUAUUCUAAAUGCCAGUGCCCAAUUCUGGGAGCAGACAGCCACCUGCCUCUGCCCGUGCCAAGCAGAAGCUGCAGCCAGGAGCACCUGCAGGAGAGUCGGGGCACGGCUGGGCACUGGAUCCGGCUCAGCUCCGUGAGGCUCCUGCCCAGCGCGGAGACAGAGGGAGGGCAGCGCCUCUGUGUUCCCCAAACCCUGCGGGGCGGCGGGACUGACCCAGAACAAGGUGACAGCACCGUGCAGCGAGGCUACCCGGAGCAGGGAGAACCGUGUCUGUGCAGCCCCUGCCGGCUGCCCCCCUCGCCCCGCAGCGUCCUGCGGACAGUUCCCUUCUCCGGCUACGAGCCCCGGGCCCCAGAGGGCAGCGAGCUUUAGCGAGCAGGGCAGGCUCCAGCGCCCAGCAGAGCCCAGGGCGCCUCCCCCAGCUCCCCGGGACGGCUGUCUGUCUGUCUGUCUGUCCCAACCUGCUGGGGCAGGGCUGCGCGUGGGACCGGGGCAGGCUCCAAAGGCAGGCACAGGCACGUUCCGGGCACUGCCGCCAAGGAUCCACCAAGGACGAGGGGGGAUCCAGAGCUUUCCUCUGGGGAUUUGGUGCUCUUGAGACACCUCAUAAGGAGCAUGGACCAACGCUGAACCCCCAAAACUCUUAUCUAGAGAUCUGUCUGUAUGUGUGCAUGUAUGGUACAGUAUCUAUACUAAUGUAACACUCAUAUAUACAUAUAUAUUUGUAAAGCUCUUUAAUGAAAAAAAUGUUGGGGUUUUUACUUCUGUGUUGAUUCUAGAAAUGUUGAUUCUGUGCCGGAGUUGUUUUUAAAUAUCACUAAUUUAUUCUAGAAAA
Agelaius phoeniceus (red-winged blackbird) is the source of this 2177-nucleotide messenger RNA. RefSeq lists its product as uncharacterized. Lineage: Eukaryota; Metazoa; Chordata; Aves; Passeriformes; Icteridae. Gene Ontology annotation, biological process: cytokine-mediated signaling pathway. The record is from RefSeq and is a predicted model, not a curated record. Gene Ontology annotation, cellular component: plasma membrane. Gene Ontology annotation, molecular function: protein binding; interleukin-22 receptor activity.